GCAUUUUUUCAAAAUUUUACCUUUUGUUUACUUUUGUUUUGCUGAAAACUUUAUUUUUGUUGUUCAUUCUGACAGCCAUGGACCAAGCAGUAGUAUCAAACCCAGUAACACUAGUUUAUAUUAAGAAAAAUGGCGGAGAUGGCUCCUCUACAUCACUCUCUGCUGGCUCUCUGUCCACAAUUGGCAGCGACAAAGACUGUGAUGUUCGUGUUCAGCUCCCAACAGUAGCCAAGAAACAGCUCAAGAUAGAAGUGGGAGAAAACGGACAAGUUUAUAUCACUAAUUAUCAAGAUGACAAGAACGUUAUGUUAAAUGACAAGAAGGUUAACAUGUCAAAGGUCCCUGUCCCUAACCAGGGGAUUGUGAGCAUUGGCUCCUGUCGCUUUCGUUUUGACUAUCAUACGGACAUUUUGACUAGUAUUGAAGAGGAGGAGGAGAGUGGGGAACAGGUACAAAUAGGUACAGAUUUAAUAGCUGAUGCAGAUGAAAAAGAGAAUUCUGAGACUGUGGUACAGAAUCCUCAAGCUGUUACUAAAGUCCCUACUCCUAUACCACCAACACGGAGCAGGAAACGCUACCAUAGCUCCAGCAGGGCUUCAUUCCUGCAGCCUAUCCCUGAAAACAAUGAAACAAUGAACGAGGAGGAAGAGGAAGAGGAGAGAGAGGAGGUGCCAGAUUUACUGACCUCCAUCCCUCCCUCUCAACCCAGGAGGUCAAGCAGGAAAUCCUUAAACGUCUCGUUUGGUCCACUUCUAUCUCCGGAAUACUUUGAUAGGACCCUCCCUCCCAACACGCCCAUUAAAAGGGGGAGCAUACCUAGUUUACAAUUGGAUGUUUUGUGUCACACUCCUCCUCCACUUAAGAGCCCUCUAGUGAGGAAGCCUAUCUCUUCAGUAAAGAGAGGAUUAGAAGCAACCCUCCCUUCUACUCCUCCUAGCACUCCUCUUGAUAGUGGACCAUCUCCAAAGCGCUCAAGGAAGUCAUUGCCCACUUCUCAUGCUCAAAAAGCUAAGAUGAAACGCUCAUCUCUUCCUCCUGGCACUAAGAUUGCAGUAACUAACAGAGGGAAAUCCUUGCCUACUCCUAUUAAACGUGCCAUUGCUUCCAAGCCUUCCUUAAACAAAACUAAGAAAUCAAUGGCUACUCCACUUCGUAAAGCUAUUGAAUCAAAGCCUUCCUUAAACAGAACCAAGAAAUCAAUGGCUACUCCACUUCGUAAAGCUAUUCAAGCAAAACCAUUUCUUAGGCAAACUAAGAAAUCAAUGGCUACUCCACUUCGUAAAGCUAUUCAAGCAAAACCAUUUCUUAGGAAAACUAAGAAAUCAAUGGCUACUCCACUACGUAAAGCUAUUGAAGAGAAACCAUCUCUUAGGAAAACUAAGAAAUCAAUGGCUACUCCACUUCGUAAAGCUAUUGAAGGAAAACCAUCUCUUAGGCAAACUAAGAAAUCAAUGGCUACUCCACUACGUAAAGCUAUUGAAGAGAAACCAUCUCUUAGGAAAACUAAGAAAUCAAUGGCUACUCCACUUCGUAAAGCUAUUCAAGCAAAACCAUCUCUUAGGCAAACUAAAAAAUCAAUGGCUACUCCACUUCGUAAAGCUAUUCAAGCAAAACCAUCUCUUAGGCAAACUAAGAAAUCAAUGGCUACUCCACUUCGUAAAGCUAUUGAAGGAAAACCAUCUCUUAGGAUAACUAAGAAAUCAAUGGCUACUCCACUUCGUAAAGCUAUUGAAGCAAAGCCUUCUCUUAGGCAAACUAAGAAAUCAAUGGCUACUCCACUACGUAAAGCUAUUGAAGAGAAACCAUCUCUUAGGAAAACUAAGAAAUCAAUGGCUACUCCACUUCGUAAAGCUAUUCAAGCAAAGCCUUCUCUUAGGCAAACUAAGAAAUCAAUGGCUACUCCACUUCGUAAAGCUAUUCAAGCAAAACCAUCUCUUAGGAAAACUAAGAAAUCAAUGGCUACUCCACUUCGUAAAGCUAUUGAAGGAAAACCAUCUCUUAGGAUAACUAAGAAAUCAAUGGCUACUCCACUUCGUAAAGCUAUUCAAGCAAAACCAUCUCUUAGGAAAACUAAGAAAUCAAUGGCUACUCCACUUCGUAAAGCUAUUGAAGCAAAGCCUUCUCUUAGGCAAACUAAGAAAUCAAUGGCCACUCCACUUCGUAAAGCUAUUCAAGCAAAACCAUCUCUUAGGAUAACUAAGAAAUCAAUGGCUACUCCACUUCGUAAAGCUAUUCAAGCAAAGCCUGCACUCCGUAAGACAAAACGCUCAUUGCCUACUCCACUGAAAGCAGCUCUUCAAGCUAAAGUUGCUUUGAGAAAGACAAAGAAGUCAUUGCCUACUCCACUAAGAGAUGCCAUAUCCAGCAGCAACAUUAAACUAAGGAAGACUAAGAGAUCACUACCCUCACCUCUGAGGAAUGACAUUAAGGGAAAGCCAUCACUACGCGUAGUACACAAGAAGAUCCCCACUCCACUGAAGAAGGAGAUAGAGUCAAAGCCAUCUCUCCGUUCAACCAAGAGAUCUCUACCUUCACCGCUUCGUGCUCAGAUUGCUGCAUCGAACGUAUCUGAUUUGAGACCUAUUCUGCAAAGGAUGGAGAUCAAUUUACAGAAUGAGAUUAAGAGCACUCGGGUUCUCAGACACGUGACAACAAGAGUCCCUCCUUCUCCUCGUAACGUUAUCAAGCUCUCUCGACCGGUUGUGAGGAAAAGAGGGUGGGACAAUGUUAGCUCUACUCCUGAGAGAAGUGCCAAGAGGCUGAGACAAGGGACAGAGGAAGAGGCUCGUGGGUCUCCCAAACAAUCCUCUUUUGUUCCUUCACUUAAUAUUGGAAGCUUUGCGUUUGGGCAACAAUCCAGUUCUAGUGGUACUUCAGGACCAUUUGUCUUCCAAGGAGCCCCUGAAGGAGCCACUAGUCCUUCUAUUGGAACUGGCAAACGCAAUGCAAGCAGAAAGACUAAGAGGGGGACAGUUAAAGAGACAAAUACUGUACCGAGAAGAUCAACACGAAAUAGGCACAAUCCUACUUCCUCCAGUAAUGAUGGAAACAAGAAACCUUUAGCCGUUGAGGAUUCCGUUGCUGUUGCUACCACUACUCAGAGAUCACUGCGUAGCAAAAAUAAAGAAGAGCCUCAGCUAAAGACAUCACAGAGACAAACCCGUAGCAAUAAGAAGAUUAGUGAAGAACAAGAUGAGACAGUAACAGUGUCUGCUUCAAAAAAGAAACCAGCUCAAAGCAAAAAAGGAAAAGCUGAAGAGACACCAGCACCUCCACAAAGGGAGCUACGUAAUUCCAAGAAGACUAAUGACACUGAGGAAGAGAGAGAGAGUCUGGAAGAACCAGCUCCAAGAAGACAACUACGUAGCAAAAGUAACAAGGCUAGCACUGCAACUGGUGAGGAACCUUCCACUAGCAGGGAGUCUAAAACUGAAGUCCAAGUGACGCCUAAACCGAGAAGACAACUACGAUCAAGGAAUGUAGGGAGCAAGGAAGAAGAGGAAGAAGAGAAAGAAAACGCACCACCACCACCUCAGCCUUCUGCUAGCAAGAAAAGGAAAGUUGCUGCUUCUACUGGAGAUAAUGAAGCCAUUUCUAAUGCUGCAGGGUCUAAGAGACCCCGCAGAGGAGCGACUGCAGAUAAGAAGGUUGAGACAGUAGAGCCUGCUGUGAGGAGAUCCUCGCGUCUUAGAAACAAGAAUUAAUUUUAGUUUAUUAGUAUUUUAACAUUUUGCAAAGUACUUUCAUGCACAGA
This is a messenger RNA of Amphimedon queenslandica, 3754 nucleotides long. Its product is annotated as nascent polypeptide-associated complex subunit alpha, muscle-specific form-like. The record is from RefSeq and is a predicted model, not a curated record. NCBI's taxonomy places the organism in Eukaryota, Metazoa, Porifera, Demospongiae, Haplosclerida, Niphatidae. Gene Ontology annotation, molecular function: actin binding. The transcript is spliced from 5 exons. Gene Ontology annotation, biological process: regulation of mitotic nuclear division; regulation of chromosome segregation. The coding region runs from base 78 to 3704 and encodes 1208 amino acids. Gene Ontology annotation, cellular component: chromosome; nucleus.